Molecule: messenger RNA, 4331 nt
Organism: Priapulus caudatus
Lineage: Eukaryota; Metazoa; Priapulida; Priapulimorpha; Priapulimorphida; Priapulidae
Product: disco-interacting protein 2-like
Source: RefSeq, a predicted model, not a curated record
CAACACCACCAACAGCAGCCGCAACAGCAGCAGCAGGAGUUGCAUCAGCAGCAGCAGCAGCAGCAGCACGGGCGACCGCCGCGGCCGCACACGCAGCGUCCGCCGCACGCCCACCAGCUGGCGCCACAGGAGUCCGAUCCGAGUCAGUCGAUGCGUGGAGUGAUGGGCGGCUCCCUGAAGGAGCGCGACCUGGUGGGGCAGACGCCGAACGGCGCGACGACAAGAGAGCGUACGCAGAUGGAGCGCGCGAUCAACACGCUGGCAGAGUUUCUGCAGGAGGCGACGAAGCAGGGAGGCGGGGGUAACCAGCUGGCCGACGUCAUGCAGCAGGAGUCAAGACAAGCGACGCUCUCGCAGCCUCCGCCGGACAUCACGAGCAACACGAACACGGGCCAGCGUCGUACGGAGCGGCUGCAGCGCAGUACCAGUGCCACCGGCUCCCUGCGCAGCGGAGGGUCGAGCGGAUCGAGCGGCGGCGGCGACUCACAGCAAAACACAGGUGUGCGGUCGGGCAAGGUGUCCGUCCAGAGAAUCCAGCAGCUGUUGAACACACUGAAGCGACCGAAGCGGAAGCCGCUCUCCGAGUUCGUUACCAGAUACAGGAGGACGAACUUGAAGGACGAGCUUGAAGAAUUAGCCAAAAUGGUGAAUCCAAAUGCUCCGAAGCCUGAAGGAAGCCUAGUCAUACCUAUAUUAGGAGAACAGCUCUUGGAUCUCUACGCUGGAAAAUUGCUCAGUCGAAUACAGAAGGUAGCCUACGCCUUGCUCAACAAAACAGGCUCGAAGGGAGGAAGUCCGGUCAAAGUCGGUGAUAGGGUGGCGCUCGUGUAUCCGAACAACAACCCGAUAUCAUUCGUGUGUGCCUUCUAUGGAUGCCUUACAGCCGGGGUGGUUCCCGUUCCGAUCGAAGUUCCGCUGACUAGGAGGGACGCCGGCUCGGAGCAGAUCGGUUUCCUGCUGGGCAGCUGCGGAAUACAGGUGGCGCUCACGUCCGAGGCGUGUCUCAAGGGCCUGCCUAAGGCAAGCAACGGAGACGUGGUCACCUUCAAAGGCUGGCCCAAACUCUCGUGGUUUGUGACGGAAAACUUAGGCAAAGUUCCAAAGGACUGGAAGGGAGUGGAAAGAUUGCAGGAAGACACACCAGCAUACAUUGAGUACACGACGGACAAGGACGGCAGCGUGAAGGGCGUCACGGUGGCGCGCACGGCGAUGAUGUGUCACUGUCGCACGCUGACCGCCGCCGCAAACUACAGUGAGGGAGAGGUGAUGGUGACCGUGCUAGACUUCAAACGAGACGUCGGACUCUGGCACACUGUACUGACGGGUGGUGGAAACUACAGUGAGGGAGAGGUGAUGGUGACCGUGCUAGACUUCAAACGAGACGUCGGACUCUGGCACACUGUGCUGACGAACAGCCUGACGUCGCUGACGCUGCAGGACUGCGGCCAAGUGCUGCCCGGAUCUAUGAUGGUCGUGGUGGCGCUGGAGGGACAGCCGUACGUGUGCAAGACGGACGAGGUCGGGGAACUGUGCAUAUCCGCCGGCUCCACGGGCGGCAGCUACUGGGGCUUGCUAGGUCUCACCAAUAGCUGCUUCAAGGUGAGGCCUCUAACACCAGAUGGCGACGCGUGCUGCAGCUAUGAGUUUGUGCGGACCGGCCUCCUAGGCUUCAUGGGACCGGAUAGCGGUGUUCUCGAUCAAGGUGCUGAAGGAUGAGAGAAUCAUCAUCAUUGCCGAGCAGAGACCGGACUGCACAGAAGAAGAAAGUUUUCAGUGGAUGAGUCGAGUUCUGCAGGCAGUGGAUAGCAUACAUGGCGUCGGUGUCUACUGCCUCACCUUGGUGCCUCCCAACCAACUACCUAAAACGCCUCUCGGUGGGAUACACCUGUCGGAAACGAAGAAGCGCUUCCUCGAGGGGAUGCUGCAUCCCUCCAACCUGCUGAUGUGCCCGCACACCUGCGUGACGAAUCUACCGAAGCCCCGCGAGAGACAUCCAGUGAGAGACACGUUCUGCUCAUACUCUGUGAUGGAGCUUUGUAGCAAAGGCCUCGGAACCUCGAUAUCAGUACUCAAGGUGACGCUCGUCGAGAAGGGAAGUCCUCACAGCGUGGCCCUCAUAGAGUCCGGCAAGUUGUUGCCUGGAACGAAGACUGUCAUAGCUAAUCCGGAAACGAAAGGUCAAUGUGGAGACUCCCAUCUAGGAGAGAUCUGGGUGUACAGUCCGCACAACUCGAACGGCUAUUACAUGAUCUACGGAGACAACUCGCUGCAUGCUGACCACUUAUGCUCCUACCUCCUUCAUCUCCUCCUCCUCCUCCUCCUCCUCCUCCUAGCUCAGAUCACCUGCCAGCAGCUUCAUAAGAAGGCUGAGCGUAUCGGCUGUCUCAUGCUAGAGCGAGGACGACUCAACAUAGGCGAUCACGUAGCUCUCAUCUUCCCACCCGGCAUCGACCUCAUAGCUGCCUUCUACGGAUGCCUCUACAUCGGAGUGGUGCCGGUGUGCGUGAGAGACCGCCCCACCCCAGAAUCUGACCACUACCUGCCGACAGUGAAGAUGAUCGUGGAAGUCAGCAAGUCCGUCGCGAUUCUCUCCACGCAAAGUGUGAUUAAACUGCUCAGGUCAAAGGUGUCGCAGGGCCGUGAUGGCACGACAGGAACAUGGCGACGAUUUCUUCCGACACCGCCGACGACAGCCCGAGAAGAAGGCUGCCUGGCAGCCGGUUCAAAGGCGCCCUCGUCUGCUGACACGAUCGCCGUAGCCUCGACUUCAGCGUCUGCGACGACGGGAAUGCUUCGCGGCAUCAAGAUCUCGCACGCAGACCUCGCGCGACGGGAACAUGAAGACAGCCGUGACCGGACUGCCACCGGUUACCUGGGAUUCCUGCGUCGCACGGAGGCUGUCAACCAGGAUGGAGAGCUGCACGGCGUGUUUGUGACGGGGGCGCUGGAUGAGACGUUCAUACUGCGCGGCAUGCGCUACCAUCCGAUCGACAUCGAGAUGUGCGUUCAGCGCGCGCACAAGAAGAUCUGUGAAUGUGCGGUGUUCACGUGGACGAACCUGCUCGUAGUCGUCACGGAGCUGGACGGCAACGAACACGAGGCGCUCGACAUCGUUCCCCUCGUCACGAACGUCGUCCUCGAGGAACACUACCUCAUCGUCGGCGUCGUCGUCGUCGUCGACCCCGGCGUGGUGCCGAUCAACUCGCGCGGCGAGAAGCAGCGCAUGCACCUCCGCGACGGAUUCCUCGCCGACCAGCUCGACCCGAUCUACGUCGCCUACAACAUGUAGGCUGGCCUAAAACAUGUAGACAAUGUGUAGGCCCGUCUAAGACGUGUAGACAAUGUGUAGGCCCGUCUAAGACACGUAGACAACGUGUAGGCCCAUCUAAGACAUGUAGACAACAUGUAGGCAGGCCUAAAACACGUAGACAACAUGUAGGCUGGCUUAAAAAAUGUAGACAACAUGUAGACGCAUCUGCGCGACGGAUUCCUCGCCAACCAGCUCGACCUGAUCUACGUUGCCUAAAACACGCAGGCACGCCUAAAACAUGUAUGACUGCCUACAACAUGUAGGCCGGUCUAAAACAUGUAGGACUGCCUACGGCAUUAAGGACCACCUAAGACAUGUAGGGCUGCCUAAAAUAUGUAGGACUGCCUAUAGACAAAUAGGACCGCCUAAAACAUGUGGACCACAUGUAGGCCUGCUUAAAACGUAGGACUGCCUGCAAUGUAGGCCCGCCUAAAACAUGUCAACAACAUGUAGACCAGCUCUAAUCGACCUACGUCGCCUAAAACAUUAGGACCACCUACAGCAUGUAGACCAGCUCGACUCAAGCUACAUCGACUAAAAUAUGUAGGCCCACCUAUGAUGUGUUGGCCAGCCUACAACAUGUAGACGAGCCUGCGCGAUGGAAUCCUUGCCGACCAGCUUGAUCCAAUCUACGUCGCCUACAACGUGUCGUUUAGACCAUCGCCUACAUUGCCCACAAAGUAUAGACCACGAUCUACAUCUACGUCGCCUAAAACAUGUAGACCUUAAUCUACGUGACCUCCAACAAGUCACUGUCAUGGUCAUCGCAGCACUGAACUCCCUCUCAUUGAAGGGGGGGGGGCAACUGAGGAAACUCAAGUUUGGCAUGGAACGUCCACUCCCAAGAAACCUGGCUAGCGUUGCUAGCACACUGUAUCCUCUCACUGCAGGCAAAGGAAACUCAAGUUAGCAAUCGAGGUAACUCGCACACACUGUCCGAGCCCACUCGUAUCGAGAUAGGGUGACGGGCCCACCCAAAGAGGUAACCAGUUGCCAUCACUGUCGUCGCUAGAACGUGCUC